AUGCGGAUGCCCUGCACGCAUAUCAGGGCUAGAGGGCCAUCUCCGCAAUAGCAGAUUUCAUUUUCAUACAGAGCCAGAAACUGUCUUUUUCUUGCGUGACUCCAACCUCAGCACCUGACCCUCAAAACGCUGCCCUAUAUAGUUUAUGUUACUUGGCAACAAAGUUGCCCCUGAAGCGGUUUCCGCCGGCCAUGACGCGGCGCUGCGGCUGGCCGGUACCUCUACGGCGCCGCUCGGCUGCGUUGCGACAAAAUAGCCCAUCUUGAAGCGGGUGUUUGCUGCCCAGGACAGCGGCAGGAGCGGACCUUUUAGGUCCGAAAGAGUGAAGCGAUGCCUGGGCAGCUAGAAGGUGGCUCGGACCAGGUUACCGUCAGCACGGACGCGACUGAAGGGGGUACCCUGGUCCGAGUUGUUGCACCUUCCCGUCAUAUCAGGAUGGUCGACCUUAUGCCUGUGUUCGAGGCUCUUGACCUGAACUUGGUCAGUUAUACAGCGGAGCCCGACCCGGAUGCUGCAGCGCAUGGACCUUCCGCGGGGACGUUUGCUCGUCGAAAGCACAGCUUUCGCGGGCGGUUCCUUGUUACAGACGCAGACGGUCAAAACCUAAGUGAGGAAAUACUGGAGGGACUGGUAACCAUGCUGCAGGAUGCGCUCCACGUGCGACUUAGUCGACGUGGCACCGUCCAUGACCACUCCCGCCGCGGCAGCAUGGCUUCAUACGCGACAGAAACCAGCGUGGAUCCGGAUUCGCCGUCUUUUGGGGGCGCUGUGGCAGGGGCAGUUCCAGGCCACCCGGGGGCCAGCAGCGGCCACGGCGCGCUGCUCAACAGCCACCUCAACCCCAACGCCCAUGGCCACCACCUACACAUACACCAUUCCCAUCACCACUACACAUUCCAGUACCUCAGCGACCAGCACGAGCACGCAGCCACGGCAAGCAGCAUGCUGCCCUCGGAUCACAGCAUAAGCAGUCUAGGCUCUUUGCUACGCGCGACAUCAGGAGCCGCAUCCGAGCAUACUGCGGUGCCCAGCCCGGCCUCAAACGCCCGGCACGACUCCGCGACGUUCUCAUUCUUGAACCAGCACUCGGAGUCGACAGCCACUUUGGACCAUGGUGUCGCGCACACGCCCACGCUGCCGCCUGUAAACGGCUGUUGCAGCAGCAAUCUUAGCACGGAGGACCGCUGCAGCGGUGGGCCCACGACGCCCCUCAUCGCAGGCAGCUUCCAUCCCCAACACACGCGCUCGCUGCCGGUGCCUCAUCAGGCACUGCAUCCCCCGGAUUCGUACGACCUGGGCAGCGCAAUGCCGCCCCGUACGUCAUCCCACACGCCAACGACCCUAAACCCCAGCCCACGUACUAGCCUGGAAGCCGGACCCUGCCGGACCGUCCAAGUAGGGUUUUACGAGCAGUCCACAUGUGCCGCUCUUGCGCCGGCGACAGCCGGCCCUGCGAGCUCGUUUGCGGCUGCGGCAGACCACCGUCCGGCCUCUUCCUCCACCACGUGCGGGUCCACUGCCUGCGAGGCAUCCUUGUCUAUAGCGGCGCCUGCAUGCACAGCAGCCGCUUUGGCCGUGGCGGGUUCCUGCGGCACUUCUGGGAUCGUGGGCAGCGGGGAGUCUGUGGCCGCGUCGGGCGGAGACGCGAGCCCAACGUCUUCGGACGAUAAGGACGGGGCUUACACCUGGUGGUCUACGUUCUCGGCUCAGGACUCUGUGGCCCGGAUCAUGUCACAUCCGGCCCGCUCUAUUUCCGCGGAAGCCGAUCUGGGUCAGGCGAAGAGUUUGAUGACGAAGCACAACAUCUCGGCGCUGUUGGUGGACACGGGCGGGGCGUCACCGGGCUUCAUCACUAAGCGGGAUUUUCUUAAAGUGCAGUUCAACAAGAAUUUUAAGCGCACAAAGGUGAAGGAUGUGAUGACGCAGCCGGUCAUUUCGGUGGACAUCAGCCUGCCGAUCGAGCAGUGCUCCCGCGUGCUCGAGGCGCAUGGCGUGCGGCGGGUGCUGGUGCGGGACCCCUCGCGCGCAUCGGUGACAGACCCGCUGUCAGCCUAUGUGGGCGUGGUGAGCGAUGCGGACCUCUUCAAGUGCAUGGGCGCUCCGGCCACCUCGCCAGUCGUGGGCUCCAUGGCAAACUCCUCGGAAAACAUGCAGCAGCCCAACAACCCCGGCUACGGCGCCCUGGCAGCGGAUCUAGGAGGCCUCGCGCCGCUGCCCACGCUGCCACCCCUGCCGCCGCUGCCCAUGCAACCGCUGCAACCGCUCCUGCCGGCCGCGGUGCAGCCCUCAGCCGCUCCUGCCGUACACCCGCCUGCUGCUGCCGUGCCUCCUCACGCCCAGCACCCGCUACCCGUGCUACCGGCUCUACAGUCGCUUUCCUCCGUGGCCUCCACAGCCUCCAUGAGCUGUUCCAUGGGCCCUUCCUCCAUGGGCAUCACAAACUCGACCGGGCCCAUAACGACUGUGUUGGAGUCGGUUUCGGCGCCGGUGGCGGCAGCGGCAGCAGCUUUGGCCAUGACGGCAUCGUCGGCGGCGUUGGGCUUGGCCUCAAGCGGAACAGCUGGGUCGUCUGUGAUGCUGCUCAAUCCGGAGGCUUCUCUGGCGGACCGCUACCGCUGCGCUGCUGCGCUGUGGGAGCUGGACUUUAAUGAGCUGGAGGUGACACGACGCAUCGGCGAGGGCUCCUUUGGUGAGGUGCUGCUUGCCAACUUCCGCGGGACCAAGGUGGCUGUGAAGCGGUUGCGCGGUUUCGACAUGGGGCCGGACAACCCGGACACGGGGGGACCGGGCGAGACGGGGCCGUCGCCAACGCAGAUGCCCAUCUUUAGGCAGUUCUUUGAGCGCGAGAUUGAGAUCCUGGCUACAAUACGGCAUCCCAACGUGGUCAACUUCAUCGGCGCCUGCCACACGCCGCCCAACGUGUGCCUGGUGACCGAGUACUGCGCGCGGGGCUCGCUGGACCACCUGCUGCACAAGUCCAGCAUCACGCUGGACUUGGCGAAGAAGGUGGAGUUUUCCAUGGACAUUGCUCGCGGCAUGAGCUGCCUGCACUCGCAGAAGCCGCCCAUCAUCCACCGAGACCUCAAGACGGCCAACCUGCUGGUGUCGGCCCGGUUUGAAGUCAAGGUUGCCGACUUUGGCCUAAGCCGCAUCAAGGACCACGCGCAGCUGAUCAACAGCCGGGCGGGGCUGGAGGGCACUGUGGAGUACGCGGCGCCGGAGGUGCUACGUGGAGAGCCGUACACGGAAAAGUGCGACAUCUGGUCGUACGCCGUACUGCUGUGGGAGAUCAUUCACCGUCAGCGGCCGUACGCAGACGCCGACGUGCCCGUUUACAUCCUAAUGAUGUCCCUGGGCAACGGCACGCUGCGCUUGCCGCCCGUCCGCGAGGAGUUGGCCACGCCGGGUCUGGUUCGUCUGGUGGACCGCUGCAUGGCCUGGCACCCCGCCGAGCGGCCCAGCUUUCGAGAGGUGCUGCAUGCGCUGGAGCUGGAGUAUAAGAUCCUGCGGGGCAAGGCGGCAGCCGUCCCGCGGUCCGACUCCGCCUCCUGCAUGAUGAUGCUGCCCGCCAUGGCGCAGAGCCGCGGAGCGGAGCGGAAACCCCCGGCCGCGCAGCAGCCUCGCAGCCGCGUCGCCCCCGCCGCCGCUGCCGCCAACAACAACGACACGGGCACGGCUGCACAGGACGCCAGCAGCAAUCACCCGGAGCACCAUUCGCAGCAGCAGCAGCCCCAACGGCAGCUCCAACAUCAGCAGCAGAGACAUCAUCAUCACCACCACCACCACCCGCCGCUGGGCCCUUCCAGCGGCUCCGGGGAUGCGCAUGCGGCUGGGGCAGGCGCAGCAGCUGCGCAGCAAGCACGGCCUUCCGGCAAUACGCCGCACCCGUUGCUGACCUCGAUGUCGCAGCGGAAAGGCUCGAAGCUGUGCCUCACGUCGCUCAACCCAGCCCUUAGUUCCGCGGGCUCUGGCGGUGGCCGUGGCGCGGGUGGUGGUGGUUGUGGUGUUGGUGAUUCCAGCCCACCGGCAAAGGACGCGCCUGUUGCUACCACGUUUGUGGAUGAGAUCAGUCCUGAGCACCAUGAGCCUCAUCAUCAUCACCAUCACCACCAUCAUAACCACCAUAAUCACCAUCAUCAUCAACAUGACCACCAGCAGCAGCAUAGCCACCACCAUGCCCCGCAUCAGCACCAGCAGCCAAAUCUGCAGCCUCAUCCGCCAAGUAGACCUCGCGUAAAGCUGGUUAUGCCUGUCACCUCGGCGGCCGGCGCUUCCGACCAUUCCGCCGAUCCUACCAGCCCGGGUGGCUCGUCGCGCCCGCCCUCCAGCCGUACAACCGGCGCCGGUGGAGCCACUCCUGCUGCUGCGAACCGUGGCCACGUAGCCGCGCACAAGCCCGGCAGCGCCGGAAGACAUCAAGGCCGCUCCCUGCGCUCUGCUGCUAGGUCCAAGUCCAUGCCACUACCGGAAUUCGAGUGGUUUGGUCCGGAGGAGGGCUCGGAAGAGGCAACCGACUCGGUCGCGGAUGAGGAAGGAGAGGGAAGGGCGUCAAGGGACAGCACCGCAAGCGGUGGCCCGGCGCAUGCAGCGGCAAUGUCGCAGGCUGCUUCUGCGGAUGCGAUGGGUCACGCAGGUGGAGAUGACUCUGGCAUGGAAGGCAUGGAGGGCUCGCCUGGGAACGACAUGCUAGCGCAGCACCUGAUGGUUCGCCUUCCGCCGUUGCCGGAGGCGCAUGGAGCCUGGGCUACGGCCGACGCGGACUCGGAACAGAGCCCGGUUGCGGUCACCGCAACCAGCGCUGAGUUGCGGCAUGGGGAGGGCCCGGCGAGCGGCUGCACAAGCAAGCUCACCACGCCCUUUUCCGCAGCAGCAGCGGCGAGCUUUCAGGACGCCUCCGACGCCACAGGCUCGAGCGCGGACGGGGAGGCUUGGGGCAGGGAGGAGGAGGGCCACGAUGGCUUUGCAGGUUCGGGCAGGGGUCCCGCGUCUCGACCUGCCGUACCGAACCUCUCGCCGUUCCACCUGGCCGCGAGUAGCCCAUUUGCUGACGCUGCUGAUCAGCCAUGGUCACCACGUGUCACGGAGGAGUCUACGACGACACCGCUGGCCUCGCGCCUGAGUGCCCACCUGGACUUGGACUCGUGCAGCGGCGUAGAGCGACAGCCAUGCGCCCUACAAACCCCCGAGCCCGCAGCUGCGGUUCCUGCGGCGGCAGCCCUGCCGCCGCGGCCGCCCCGCGCCGUCGCCUUCCUUAGUCCCUUUGCGCAGCUUGCGAGUGAGGUGCGGGCUCCGUCUUCUGAGGACGAGGCGGAGGCGGAUGACGAGCAGCGCCGCAGCAGCCGAGCGCCGGGAGCUGCCAGCGGCCCAUGUGGGAACAGCACCACCGGAUCAGCAUGUACGGCAUCCAGGCCGGUGGCUGCUGCUUCAACCGCCAACAGCACCGACGUGCACGUCGCCAUUGAGAAAGACCAGCAGAGUCCUCCUGAUGCCUGUUGGGGCGUGCUGGGCACAUGCAGCAAGCCGCCGUCCGGCGACGUGUAUCCCAGCAGCGGCGCGGGACGCAUCUCCCCGGUCAACCAUGCAAGCAGCCCGCAAGCUCUGGCGAGCGCGUUUGCCUGCAUGAGCGACCUCAAUGCCGCAGUCGACGGGGCCCUGGGCAUCGACGGCGGCAGCGAUGUUGCAGGCCAUGAGGCUGUGGAGGUGGAGGCGGAGGAAGAGCGCUUAGCGGUGGUGGCGGCUGCGGCGGGUCUAGAGGCGUUGACGCUGACGUUGCCGGGCGUCAUGGCCUUUGCUGGUACGAGCAUCACGGGUGCAGCCCGGGUUAGCGAGCAGUUUGGCGAUGAGGAGGAGGAUGACGUGGAUGCCACGCUGCACACCACUGCGUGGGUUCGGUUGUAGGCGGGGUAAAAAUAAGGGGAGGCGUGUGCAAGGUCGUAUGCGCUGUUGGGGAUUGUUUCGUCUGCUCUGUCCAUGGCGUGUGCAUGCAAGCGAGUGGGUGGUGGUUGUGUAAUGUGGCGUUGCCGUGUCGUACUUGUUUCCCAUGCCGAUCCUGCGCUUGGUUGUGCGGUGGUCUCCGCUGGUUUAAUUGCGGUUCGUGCGGGUGUGGGACGUUAGAGCGCUGACGGCUGCCCUGGCGUCCUGUGGCCCAAGGGAGAGCCGAGCCCUGGGCAGGUUAUCCACAGUCGAAUGUCUUCAAGUAAUGUUCGCACAAUGUGUUGUUUACGCACUAGGGAAGCAGUGCUCGUAUUUGGGUCCGUAGGCAGUCCCUCAGUCCUGCCAGCCCAGCGGUGGGUGUCUCCCCCGCUUGCAUGGUGAUGGUUGGCUGCCUGACAUUGCUAGCACAGGGCAGAGCGAAGGGGUGAUUUGAGGACAUGACAUCAGAGCGGAAUGAUGACGGUUCGGGUGCAGACCAGCCGGUAGGAUUGCUGUGGUGUGGAUGGAACGAACAGAAGGCAUGGGAGACAGCAGGCGCGGUGGCAUAACUAGAGCUCAGAUGGGUAUGCUGACGUUAUUGCAGGUCGGUUUGUCUAGUAGCGGAAGAAACAGCCCAUGGGGGUGCGGGGGGGCUGCUUGGGCGCAGUAGUGCGGGGGGAGCGCUAUGUAGACGGCCUGGCUGUGUGCGCGCUACACAAGCGGGAUGGCGUCUUAUGUGUUGCGGGCUUGCGGCUAGGGCCUAGGUCGCUACAGGAACUGGGGGCCGGAAGCUACGGUAACUGGAUGGCUGCAUGGUGCUGCCGUUUGGCGUGUUUGCCUUAGACAGGCGCAAGGCGGCGUGCUUGCGUUGCUGCAUAUGUUUGUGCGGCGAGGAACAUAAUUCCUGGAAGGACCGGGUGGUAUAACAUGCCCGGGGCAACAACGACAGCUCGUGACCGUGUAUGUGCUGUGACGUCCUUUUGGCAAGGAUGGGAGAGGGGCUCCCCAUUAGGAUGCAGGCGCCCUGGUAUUUGGUGUCGUCGCACGCCUCUCAUGCAGCGCGUUUGGAUGGGUGUAGCUGCUAUUGUUUGUGUCCGAUGCGCGGUGAUCUUUGAUGUGAUGUUUCGACUAACGAUGUGACCGUUAUCCCCGUGCGUCACGCAUCCCGGCAUGGCAGGGUCAUGCGUCGUAGCCUCCCGGAUAGCGUACCCACCCAGUAUUAUAUGACAAGAGAGACACAUAGACUCAACUUACUAUGCCUGUCCCAAUUAUUGUUGGGAAGGCGUCUUGGGUGCAAAAGGGAGAAUAACAGUGGCUGCAGGUGUAGUGUGGACGGCUGCUAGGUACCGACGGCAAUGGGGGCAUUAGCUACUACGGGCGUGUCUUGGGAGCAGCAGGUCAUGAGCUUAGCCAUAAAAGUCAAGGUGCUGUACUGGAAGGCUGGCGGUGUAUGUUGUGGCUCAAGGUCUUAACAAUGCUAGCUGCAGCGUGUUUGCAGCAGGGUGCAUGCCGGGACCUACGGUGCUGUUCUCGUUUGUGCCUGCUGACUACCUGCGCUGGGAUGAAUCUCGCUGGAAGGUUUCCUCUGUAGCACUGUAGGACAGACGGCUCAAGAAAGGUGCUUAGGAGUGGUGCGUAAGUGCGCAUGUGUCUGUGCUAAGAAAACUGGUCUGUGUAUGCCUUGUGUCUGGGGCUCUCUUGCGGCUGCGGAGGGCGGCGCUUGCCGUACUGGUGAGGCUGCUUCCCACCACUAGUUGAGAGCUCGCUAUCGUUCGACUCGGCUCGGCAGACGAAAUUUCAUGUCAGCCGUUGUUUGAGAGAAGGAGAACAUGGCCUAGUGCCCUCGUACGACGACUUUGCUAAAGGUUUACGACACGGUAUUGUCGUAAACCUUUAGCAAAGUCACACGACACGUACGACAAUACGACACGGUAUUGUUAAUGAUGCCCGGCAUGCAGUGCGACUGCAACACGCAUGGGCUUCCCUGCUGCCUGAUUCGCUGCUAAGCCGGAGGGCUGGGUAGAUGUCGAAGCGAAGGCCGAACUCUGUUAAGUGUGGGUUACGUAUUGCCGUGCUGGGGCUGCCACUUGUGCAAGGGCCGGUUAUAGCGUGGCCGGUGGGUGCUCAUAAGGACGGU
Molecule: messenger RNA, 8050 nt
Organism: Astrephomene gubernaculifera
Lineage: Eukaryota; Viridiplantae; Chlorophyta; Chlorophyceae; Chlamydomonadales; Astrephomenaceae
Source: the annotation of a GenBank genome assembly